UGUAAAAAAAUACGAUUUUCAGAUAAAAUAUCAUUUUUCAUGGUACUCCCCAAUUUAUAAGACGUUUUCCGUCUCAUGUGUAUUGUCUAGUGCAAGAUAAGACAUCAUUUUUGCAUGAACUGGAAGAUGACAGGCAGUUUGACCAGGCCAGACAAGUACUCCAUCUAAUGGGAUAAAUCCAAACUAACAAUGAACGGCCAGACCGACUCGAAACAUAUCCGAAAAGAACUUUUUACGGAGCAUGUCGAUCAUAACUUUGUACCGAUCAGGGCUGAAACCUUGCCAAAAACGACCCCGUCCUACCUUGCUACGAUCAAAGACGUGAAUAAUGUUCUCCACACCCGCGACGAGAGGAAAAUAAAACAGUUUUUACGGGAGAAUUGUUGGCCUGUUGACGACGAAGUGCGUAAGACUUUGUGGUGCGAUGUUUACCGGCUGUGCCAUCCCGAAGCUCAGGGCAGUAUUUACCAGGAGAUGGUUAAUAUGGUCUUUGCUGAAGGACACAAUCAAGAGAUUCACCUGCCGUCGUUCGUCGACCCCUCCUACAUGCUGCACUACCACCUCAACCAUCAUGGCUGCAACGUCGUCAAACGCAUCAUCUGUAUCAUCGGCCAGACGAACCCCGACGUCACGUUCUCGCCGACGAUGUUUGCGUUGACGAGUUUGUUGCUGCACCUUAUGGAGGAAGAGGAGUGCUUUAAUUGCCUGUACGCCUUGCUGCAGUCACGCAAGAGGACGUACCUCACGCAGACCAAGUUGUCCUAUGAGGCAUCCGCAUUAGUGCUGAAAGACCUUGCCAAAAAAUAUGCAAAAUCGUGUUACACCUAUGUCACCAAACAGGCCAAGGGAGACAAGAGUGUGUUUGAACACUGGAUUUGGUGGCUUGUGAAAGACCUGCCUUUCUCAUAUAUGGUUCGUAUAAUGGACUGUUACCUGUUUGAAGGAGUCAAAGUGCUGUACCGCGUCGCCUUGGCCGUUUUGAUUCUGUUCAAUAAACAUGCUGCUAGUUUCUUGAUGAACCUUAAUCUAUCGUCAGUCGACGCUCGCAAAUUCACCAUUACUGAACCGGAGGCUGAUAUGCCUUCUACGGGGUGUCUCUGUACCGGGAAGUCAGUUCGCCAAAGCCCACAGAAGAUCCCUAGUGUCAACAUCCAUACAGUACUCAGUCAGUUUUGUGAGGAGAUUCCCGUCUCCAUUGAUAAACUUCUCAAGGUGGCCUUCAGUAUCCGGGGAUUCUCCCACAAGGAGAUCAAAAAGUUACAGAUAAAAAAUGAGAUGUUUCUGACGAGUAAGCGUCACAUGCAGCAAGUGCCGCAUCUGACCAAGUCAGCGUCAUGUGAUUCCCUCGAUCUGAAGGUGUCCAAGUCCAUGAGUGGAGGGUUUGAGCUGCGGACAAUUGGGGAUCAGAGGUCGAGUCUAGUCUCAGGAGAACAGCUGCUGGCAACGUGCCCAAGGUCGAGGUCAAGGUCAUUAGGGGUCAUAGCGUUGGCAGACGUAAAGUCCUUUAUUAUGUCAACACAAGAUCUACAAGCUAUAUGGCAGUGGUUACCAACCAGGAUGACUGUCUACCAGCCGGAGAUGUUGUACACCACCCAUGAGCAUGGAACUAGUCUGAAGACGUUAUACAGCCGAGUUGAGGACCGAGAGCCAACCUUGAUCGUUGUGAAGACUUCCAAUGGGGAGGUAUUUGGAGCGUACUGCUCCGCCGACUGGGCUGAGAGGAAGAAGAUUGACUCAUUGUCGUAUUUCGGUACUGGUGAAACGUUCGUGUUCAGUCUCAAGCCGGAGAGGAGGAAGUUCGAGUGGGUCGGAAUCGGCAAGCAGUCUCGAGACGUGCCGACAAAUGCACACAUGUUUAUGGCGGGAAAUAAUACUGUGUUAACAAUAGGUGGAGGUGAUGGUGAAGCAAUAAGGCUCGAUGAAGAAUUACACCAGGGGAUGUCGUCUAGAUGUGCUACAUUUAAUAACCAACAACUUUGCUCAGAAAAGCAUUUUACGUGUACAACGCUGGAAGUGUUCGGCUUUCACUAACUAUCAAUCAAAGUGUCUAGAUUAGGCCAAGGAAAAUUGAUCUUCUGUUUCUAGUCAUAUAUCUUGAUGGCCUAGUGAUUAAGGUGUCCGCCUCGUGAAUGAAAGGUCGAAGGUACGAGGCCCGCUGGUAACCUCUUUCUGAUGCGGCCGGUUGGUUAGCCACCAGCUAGUUAUAAAAUACAGGGUACAGACUGCCUUCUCACCCUUUGAUAACAGAAUUUGGAACAGGGGGGCGCAAAAACCAGAAACAGAAGACUUAAUUUUUGGCCUCAGCACAAUUUGACAAACCAUGACAUCUUAUAUAUAUAUAUAUUACUCGCAAGAUAUACAUUGUGUCACUGACUCGAGACGACAAGUUAUACAUUGAACAUUGAUACGUAGUUUCACCAAAAGUCAUUGUGUGGAUUUCACUAGUCACUAGUCACAUUACUCGAGACAUAUUUCAUAUACUCAUGACAUUCAGUAUUUAGAAAGACCAAUAAUAUAUAAGGCUAAGAACACCCUCGGGACUGACAAGUGCUGUCCUUAAUAGAGAGAGGUGUCCUGAUUAUAAAGAGGUCAAAUUGAAAGGAAACAACCAAUUUGGGACCAAAAUUAGUGUCCUUAAUAGAGAGGUGUCCGCUAAGGGAGGUUCCACUAUAUAUUGUAGACAUGUAGGAGAGAAUGGGGUCUGGUUGCACAAACAAAAAUAAUGGUUGAAGGUCAAUUUAUUGCUCAUUAUAAGCUCAUGAAAUAGUAUUUGGACCUGGUUGGACUCUGAGCUAAUUCAGUAGGAAUUCAUUGGUUUUACAGAGUGAAAUCCUCACUGAUACUUACAAAGGGUGUCCUGUAUUGAAAGAGGUUCAACUCGAGAUAUAUACUCACUUAACUGCCAUAAUAGUCCAUGUCAAAUAGAUACAGGUAGUUUUAGCUCCAAAACUGUCUAGUUAUAGUCCUGGUGUGACUGCUAAUACAUACUUUAAAUUGCAAUUCAAAUAGACACAUUUCAGAAACUUUCGGCCCAGAGUUUGGCCUUUAAAUUAAGGAGAAUAUUGAGGAGAAGAAUAAAGGUUUUUCACGGGGCGACCUGUCACUGGUGUAUUGGCCAUAAGAAAUACUGAGUGACGUCAUUAGUAUUGAGGUGAUGACGUCAAAAUAUCAGGAAGUGACAGUUUUAACGUCAUUGCAGAGCCAGUCAUCCUAUUCUGACAUUCAGCACGGUGAACUCAAAUGAUGUGGAUAUGAGAACUCGUUUCGCAAAAAUGGAUUUUCAAUCCUCCAAGUUUCCUCUUGGAUAAAUUAGGAUAAGAUGUAUGGAUUGAUAUUUCUAUAAACAUUCAGACAUGCACACUUAAUAGUAUGUAUUGGCAGGUCCUGUUGUUUCGAAUGUACAUGUAUGUAUGUGCAAUGUAUGUAUGUACAAUGUAUGUAGAUGUGUAGAAAGCUAGUGCUCUAGUCAAAAAUCUAGUAUUCGUUAGAAGGGGACAAGGUGUACUGGUGUGAUUUCUAGUUAAUUGGCUUGUUAUUGCACUUUGAAAUGACUUUAGACAUGUUAAAUGCUUUGAAAAUGACUACAGCUUGACUAGGGGUAGGCCUAAGUUGACUAUCAAGAAAUGUAGUCCAAUGUACACGCAUGUAGCUGUGCUUGCCAGAUCAGAAAACUUUAGAUGCUUUGGAUUCAACUCUACAGGGUGGCCCAGAAUUAUUUUCCUUUGGACAAUAGAAUUCUAUUGUGUAUCCAUUGUGUGAGGGAAUAUAAUUCUGGGCCACCCUGUAGCUUGACUAGAGGUAGAAGAGGUAAUAUUGUGAUAAUGAAAUUGUGUAGAAGAUGUAAACAAUAAGAUAAAUUUUAAAAGUUAAGUUUUUUUUUACAAAAUUGUGAAAAUUUAUUGUACUGAAUGUAUGUGCUUGUAAACUUGUUAGUAAUUUCUUGUAUCAGGUACAAAACAGUUUCUGUUUUGGGCUAUACUCCAUCUUGCCAAAAUGUGCCACGGUUUUGAAAAAAGUGACAAGCAUUUCAUGAAAUUGUCUCAUCAACAUAGCAUUUUCAAUAUGAGCCUGCUGGAGUGUUUACGCUAGAAUUGUUUGAAUUUACGAUUUGAUUAAAGCCCACCCUUGCACUAUUGCUGGGAAUUUUACGCACUCAUUAUGGAUGUUCCUUAAUAGUUGAUGAGAUAAUUUCCUGAAGAAUGCUUGAGUCGUGAUGGAACUUGGGUGUUAACUCAAAAGCACUUAAAGCUGUUCAGAAAGCCUUACCUGAGAAGAUGGCGUCACUUUUCACAUUCUUUGUUGUCGCCAAUCAUGCUGUCAAAUUGUAAAACGUAAAGCCUGCACCACACGGUGA
Lineus longissimus is the source of this 4354-nucleotide messenger RNA. RefSeq names its product GTPase-activating protein skywalker-like. NCBI's taxonomy places the organism in Eukaryota, Metazoa, Nemertea, Pilidiophora, Heteronemertea, Lineidae. The coding region runs from base 190 to 2031 and encodes 613 amino acids. Gene Ontology annotation, cellular component: nucleus. The record is from RefSeq and is a predicted model, not a curated record. The transcript has 12 exons. Gene Ontology annotation, biological process: response to oxidative stress.